Molecule: messenger RNA, 2094 nt
Organism: Styela clava
Lineage: Eukaryota; Metazoa; Chordata; Ascidiacea; Stolidobranchia; Styelidae
Product: SNW domain-containing protein 1-like
Biological process (GO): mRNA splicing, via spliceosome
Cellular component (GO): spliceosomal complex
Source: RefSeq, a predicted model, not a curated record
UCUCCGAGAUAAAGUUUCUGCCCAUGGUUUCUGCCUGUUUUUAACAUUGAUUUGCCGUCGUCUCUUCGAAAUAUAAAUAGUGAUUUCUGGAUUUCUCAGGCAGUCAGGCUUCUAACAAUCUUGACUUCAAACUAUUAACCGAUGGCGUCCUUGACAAGUAUUUUGCCGGCACCUUCGCAAGUUUCUUAUGAAUAUAUUGAACCACAGCGGCAAACCUCAAAAGCAGUUGUUUCUUCAAAAUUUGAGCCACCUCCUUAUGGACACAGGAAAGGCUUCGUUCCGCGAAAUGAACAAGAUUUUGGUGAUGGUGGUGCAUUCCCUGAAAUUCACUUAGCUCAAUAUCCUUUGGGUCUUGGACUGAACAAAUCAAAAAAAUCAAAUGCGCUUGCGGUGAAACUUGAUGCAGAAGGAAAAGUACGUUAUGAUGUCAUAGCUAAACAAGGGCAUAGUAAAGAUAGGGUUGUUCACAGUAAAUUUUCCGACUUAAUUCCAAAAGAAAUAUUGGAUGAAGAUGACCCAGAGUUGCAAAGACCAGAUGAAGAGGCUGUGGAAGAGACAACAGAAGCAACCCGCAGGGCUUUGGAAAAACUGACAAAUGAAAAAAUCUCAGCCGCAAUGCCUGUAAAGCGUGCAGAAGCAAGAGCACCAGCACAAUAUAUAAGGUAUACUCCAUCACAACAAGGAAUGUCGUACAACUCUGGAGCGAAACAGAGAGUAAUACGGAUGGUGGAAGUACAAUCAGAUCCUAUGGAUCCACCUAAAUUCAAAACGAAUAAAAAGAUUCCGAGAGGUCCUCCAAGUCCUCCUGCUCCAGUGAUGCAUUCGCCAAAUAGGAAAGUUUCUGUUAAAGAGCAGCAAGAUUGGAAAAUUCCUCCGUGCAUUUCCAACUGGAAAAAUGCCAAGGGUUAUACAAUUCCUCUUGACAAACGUCUUGCAGCAGAUGGCAGAGGAUUACAGAGUGUUCACAUCAAUGAAAACUUUGCUAAACUUGCGGAGGCUCUUUAUAUUGCGGACAGAAAAGCACGAGAAGCAGUGGAAAUGCGAGCACAAGUAGAAAGAAAGAUUGCUUCUAAAGAGAAAGAAUCGAAAGAGAAACAACUCCGAAAACUUGCUGAAGAUGCAAGGAUGAAAAGAGUUGGAAUCCGGCCUGAGGGAAAAGAUAAGGAUUUGCAAGAAAGAGAAGAUCUUCGUAAAGAACGUCAUCGAGAUAGGCAAAGGGAGAGAAACAUUGCUCGUGCUGCUCCUGACAAAAGAAAUCGCCUGAGAGAAGAGAGAGAUAUAAGUGAAGAAGUUGCAUUAGGAUUACCAAACGCUCGACGAUCACAAGAUUCCAUGUUUGAUCAACGACUGUUCAAUAAAACAAGGGGUAUGGACAGUGGUUUUGCAGGAGGUGAAGAUGACAUGUAUAAUGUGUAUGAUCAAGCUUGGAGAAGUGAAAAAAAUAUCGGUAAUAGCAUUUAUCGACCUCGCGCUGAUAAAGACAAAGACUUAUAUGGAGAUGAUGAUGUCGAUAAAAUGAUCAAAUCGAAUAAAUUUGUUGCUGAUCGUGGAUUUGAAGGAGCUGAUCAUUCUCGUGAAAGAGAAGGACCUGUACAAUUUGAACGAGAUGAAGACGAUCCUUUUGGUUUGAAUAAAUUCUUGGAACAAGCUAAACAGGCAAGUAAGCGACCGGCGGAGUCUGGGAGCAGUCGUUCUAGAGAUGAAAGAAAAAGAAGCCGCAAGUGAAUGAUCACUGCUCAACGACAUUCGAAUGUUUAUUAGCUCGCUAUACUUGUUCUAGUGGCAGUCAAAGAUAAACCAUUGCCGAAAAACUAACAAUAUUUGUAUGUGAGGAGUUGGAUAUUGUAAAUGUUUUUCGUUUGUUUUUAUUGCUGUUAUCUUAUCAUGGGCCGAAUUUUAUAUAUAAAGUUUGAAUAAAAAGCUCAUUUGACUGUCUCAUUCCAACUACUGUUUUAAUUUAAUUUAGAUUUGUAUUAAAUUAAAACAUUGCUGAUAAAAAUCAAUGGUCAUUUUUCAUCUUUCAAUCAGAAAUGAUAGUGAUGAUGAAUAUUUUCUUGCUUUUAUGAGAAUAAAUAUUUCACUGGUGAAUAUUGA